CCUCCCCCCUCCCGCCAAAAAAGAUAGCUUCACACAGGCACAGAGACAUCACCACCAGCUAUGUCUCGGGAUGCCGCAUGCUGCUUGAUGUAGCUCUGGGCUGUUCGUGCCGGACUCGUCUGUUCUGGCCGGGCUGUCGGUCCAGCCCUGCCUGCUGUCGGCUGCCAUCCAUCACCGCCUUACGACUUACUUUAUCGCCAGUCUACUGUCCGCCCACACAGCGUUUCGAGCCUUCUGGCCUGCCACCCUCAACUCCAUCCACGCCUCGAUCAUUCAUGCGCUCUUUCACCUUCGACGCGUCUGCCCCGCACGGCUGCAACCUCGAGGCACCCUGAGACGCCCCCUGAACGGUUCGCUCCUACGAUUCGCUCCGAGCCCGCGUUGUCCUCAGACCCGGCGGACAGAUGAGCUGGUCCAGGUCGGACCUGUCCUCUGAAAUCAGUCCUCAAUGGAUACGGAUCCGUCACAGCUGGCCCCGCCGGCGGUGACGUCGCUGCGCGCUCACACGGCAGGCGUCAUGGAACGGUCUCUCAGCCAGCACCAGAGGGAGAAGGACAGGGACGAUCUCAAGGAGGCUGCAGAACAGACCCUUAACGUCAUUGUUGACCUGAAUCUUGACGGUUCCAUACGGUGGGUUAGCCCCUCCUGGGUAGACGUGAUCGGUACAGACGCGGCCCAGACCGAGGGCACCCCCAUUUCCGAUGUCGUCGUAAGCGAGCCGACAACCAUUUUCACCGACGUCGUCGAGUCCAUGAAGCAAGAUGACUCAGGCAGCAAGUUCAUUCGCUUCUCUGUCAAGACUGGCCCCGAGUCAAAGCUGCUCAACCCGGAAGGAGUUGCUCUGGAGUGUGAACAACCGGAAGGCGGCGAACAAGAUGAGGGUUGUCUCCAGGUCGUCGAUCUCGAGGCACAAGGCAUCAUGGUCCACGACACUGGGGGUGAAAGCCACGUCAUGUGGAUGAUCAGGCCGUGGGUUGCGCCUCGAGAGAUCAAGAUUGAUCUCGACUCUGAACUCGUCGACUCGCUUGGUUCAGGCGCCGAGGUUCUAGCUGGCUACCUGACCCGGCUCGCAGAAGUAGGACUGGACGAUUCAACUAACUAUGACCCGCCGCCGCCCGUUCUCUGCCGAAUCUGUGAACGCCAGAUACCGCCAUGGUGGUUCGAAAAACACACAGACCUUUGCUUGCAGGAGCACCAAGCCGAAAUGGAGGUGCAAAUGGCCCAGGAAAGCCUGUCAGAGCACCGCCACGCCAUUGUCAAGGUUCUCGAUGCCCUGGAGGCCCGAAAGAGCCGCUCGCUGAUCGGGGAGCAAACGGCCCUCCCGGCAGCAGAAUACAAGGGAAUGCCUAUCGGGCCUCCACAAUCGAGCUCUUCCUCCCCCGGCACAUCCUCCCCGUCGACCAGCGGCGCCCGCUCACGGGAGAGAUCUUCCGGGUUCGGCCAUGCCCGCGCCAGAUCCUUCGCCGUCCGCCGGCCACAGGCGCGGAUCGUCGAACUGCUGUUGGAUCUGUGCGACACAGCAAUCGAGAUUAGCACGCCAGCGAUAAAAGAGUCUUCGACUCAGAACCCAGGCGAAUUCCGCACCCAGUCCCCUCAGUCCGAAUCUAGAAUUGCCCAGGUGAUGCAAUGGCAUUCUCCCAGUACCAAUACUCUGGAGCAGGAGCAGGGUCUGGCAUUGCUGUGUGCUGACACGGAACGCAUCGCAAAGGCCAAGAUCGAUGCCGUCUUCCGCCACAGGAAGAUCAUUGAGUACGCGGAGCGCAUCCGCGUCGAGUUCUCCAUCAAGGUCCAGGACUGCAUAGAUGGUGCCAUGCGACGGGCUGCUCGGAUCGCUGCCGGGAGAAUGAGCGACUCGACCGAGUCUGGCUCCGAGACCGGGGAGGAUGAUGUGACACCUGCCCAGGAGGAGGGCAUCUUCCUUGGGUCGUUCGAUGCAGGCACGUCCCUGGCUCUCGCUUUGGAAAAAGCAAACCUGAGUGACGAAGUUGACAAGCGGCGCUUCUCCACGGCCAUCGACUCGACACGGUCAAGCAGCCCGAAAGAAUGCCCCACACCCCGCUCACACCACGGCAUGCUAGGUGCGGCCGGCCAGGGGACAAGAGAGUCCCGCCGAGAGUCUAUGCUCCUCGAGAGUGACACUGGGGACAGUGAGGGCAGUGCAAGGUCCUCCUCCGUGGCCUCUCGGCCACCCCCACGGACAGAGUCACCGAUCUCAGAAUUCGGGGAUCUGAGGAGACAAGCCAGCUCUCGGUCGCACAACCGACGGAGUUGGAUUCUUCCUGGUGCUAUUUCUCCGCGGAGGCAAGAGUCGCCAUCACGAGGCGCUCAACAACCGUCAUCACCCCUCAGGAUCUCGAAACCACGCGUGCCCGGGUUUCAACAAGAUGGCAUGGUCUCUCCAGAGCCAUCACCAAAAUUGCCCCACAGCGAGUUCAGCUCCCCUAUCGCUGUUCCUCAACACCAGCAUCACCAGCACCACCAGCAUCAUCAUCACAGGAGACAGUCCUCUGCUGCUAUAUCGUCGUCGACAGGAGAGAAUGUCAGGUUGCCCCCGUCGCCGCGACUCAAUGGUGUGGGUGCCCCGCCCAUGGCCCGUGCGGUCCCACCCUCGAUCAAGGACUUCGAGGUCAUCAAGCCCAUCAGCAAAGGUGCUUUCGGGAGCGUCUAUCUCUCUAAGAAAAAGUCCACCGGAGAAUACUUUGCAAUCAAAGUGCUCAAGAAGGCGGACAUGGUAGCCAAGAAUCAGGUGACCAAUGUCAAGGCCGAGCGGGCAAUCAUGAUGUGGCAAGGCGAAAGUGACUUUGUCGCUAAGCUCUACUGGACUUUCUCGAGCAAAGACUACUUGUAUCUCGUCAUGGAAUACCUCAACGGCGGUGACUGCGCAUCUCUGAUCAAAGUGCUCGGGGGACUCCCUGAAGACUGGGUGAAGAAGUAUCUGGGCGAAGUUGUCCUUGGAGUCGAGCACCUUCACAGUCGUGGUAUUGUGCACAGAGACCUCAAGCCGGACAACCUCCUCAUAGAUCAAAAGGGCCAUCUGAAGCUCACCGAUUUUGGUCUUUCGCGGAUGGGUUUGGUGGGCCGGCAGAAACGAGCCCUUAACAGUGGUUCAACCGAGCCCGCCCCUGACUUGUUGAAGACAGGCCCAUUCGCAAGGUCGACAUCUGUCGGCUCCUCAAUCUCUCGUUCCGCGUCGCUUGAUGUUCAUGCACCACGACACCCGUCAUCGCCCGGCUCAACACCACAGAUGACGCCCAGUGAUUUCGGUAUCAACCUCGGGCAACCAUCCUAUUUCAGCCUCGGGGCCGCGCAGGAGCCUCGCCGGAUAUCUAGUAGCCAUCGAAGCGACAGCGGGGGUAGCGAGUCCCUGGCUCAUAUGCUUGGGAAUUUCACUCUGAAUGACAGUGCUCAUGGGCUGGCAUCUCAGGCGGUCAUGUCACCGCAUGAGGCAGGUGAAGGGGGCAGCCCUUCCUUAGACGCCGGACCCCUGCGGCAAGCCAGCACGACGAGUACACAAGGCAGCAUGGACCAAGGAAAGGCCACCCCGCCGUUACCAAGCAUGCCCCCUCCGAACUGGGCCCUGUUUGACCCAGAAGACACAAGCCGCCGUUUUGUCGGCACGCCGGACUAUCUGGCCCCCGAAACGAUACGCGGCGAGCCUCAAGACGAGACGAGUGAUUGGUGGUCAGUUGGCUGCAUUUUGUUCGAGUUUCUCUAUGGGAUACCCCCUUUCAAUGCAAGCGAGCCCGACCAGGUAUUUGAGAAUAUCCUCGCUCGGAGGAUACACUGGCCGGAUGAGGGUGAAGACGAAGUGUCCCCCGAGGCGAAAGACCUGAUCAAUAAAUUACUGUGUAUUGACCCCCAAGAGCGACUGGGUUCAAACAAGGACGAGAAGUUCGUGUCUGGUGGAGAAGAGAUUCGAAACCAUACAUGGUUCCAAGGACUUAACUGGGAGACCUUGCUGUUGGAUGAGGCUCAAUUUGUUCCUCAGCCCGAGAAUCUUGAGGACACCGAAUAUUUCGAUGCCCGGGGCGCCACGUUGCAAUCCUUUGCAGAAGAAAUGGAAGACCAAAUGUCAUCACCGACGAGCGGCCCUGCCACGGACUAUCCAGAUCGUCCGCAUGACGCUCUGAACCGCGUCCGCUCUCAAGUCAACUCGAUGAAGCGAGGGCUGAUGCCCCUUCACAUACCACCACACGUCCGGGAUCUCAAGACCAGGAGACUGAGCGAGCCCAUGGUCAACGAUGACUUCGGCAACUUUGCUUACAAGAACUUACCCGUGCUAGACAAAGCAAAUAAAGAUGUCAUACAAAAACUGCGCGCCGAUGCCAUAGCGGCCCAGAACAAAUCGUCGGCCGCAACCAGCCCCAUCGGUGUGAAUCAAGUCACAUCACCAGGCGGCGCCGGCCUCGAAGGUAGCCCUGUGUUGUCAAACCCGGUGCAUCGAACCUUGUCCAACGCCAAAGCCACGCAACGGCCCCAGUCACCAUCAGGCUUGAGCAACUCGCACUCUUCACCAAGUCGGGUCUCGCAACCAUCAUCGCCUCUUCUGGUUUCUUUUGUUGCUGGGCAAGAAGGAAGACGCAAUUUCUUCGAUGUGCCCCGAGUUCCGCCGAGCCUUCAGAAGGCUGCCUCAUCGGUUUCAGCAUCCCCUGUAAAGGGACGCGGGGCACCACCACCACUCGCAUUAUCACCACAGAGAACAGUCACGACGCCUCGCCAAGGAAGUGGCCAAUCGAGCGCGCGGUCGAGAUCACUUACCGUUGGCUCUCAGGAAGGGAGCCCCGUGGCCGCGGAUCUCUUAGCACACCACCGGAACCGUCGCAGUCAGGUCUUUGAUAUGUCGCCUUCUUCGUCCGACAAUGAAGGCGAAAAGGCCAAUGCCGCCCUCCUCAGGGUCCAGAGGCGGCGCCACAGCUCCCGGCGCUUGUCGCAGAUUACAUAUGACUGUCCCACGUUCCGCCCGUUGGACGUCCUCAUCUGUGAAGACCACCCUGUAUCCCGGAUGGUCAUGGAAAAGCUGCUGGAAAAGCUACGUUGCCGCACCAUCUCCGCUUCCACUGGCUCCGAAGCUGUUCGGUAUGCCAUGAGCGAUAUCAAGUUCGACGUCAUCUUUAUGGAGUUCAAACUACCACAAAUCAAUGGUGCCGAUGUUGCCAAGAUGAUUCGCGAGACCAAGAAUGCCAACUCACAUACCCCUCUGGUAGCCAUCACCGCGUACCUGAAGGAGCUCCAGGCACCACACUAUUUCGACUCGUUGAUCGAGAAGCCUAUCAGCUCGUCUAAACUGACCGAGGUCCUCACACACUUUUGUCAGUGGAAGCCAGCAUCGCCCAGUCAGCCUCACAUGACGCCAAUGUCCCUUUCCCGUCCCAUACCAUCAAGUUUGAGGCAGGAGAGCCUGAGACUGGAGGAUAGCCCUACCAGUGGUACGUCUUCUGGUUUUGCAAACCGGCCUGGCAGCAGCUUCCGUGGUUCUAGCCGCGAUGACUCGAUUUCGUCUAGCCUUUUUGGCGACUCAGAGUCAAUAUCGACUGAUGACAUUCCUGUCGUGAUUAGUCGCAAGGCUACGGGCGAUUGGACCGAGCACGGCCUGGGAAUUGAAGUCUCAUCGGAAGAGCAUAUCCUGAGCUCGAGCGAUCCCGCAAAAGGCAUGCCUCCUCUACGGCUCCAGACGAGUGCUCCGGGGCAGAUCGAGCACGGCAGCACCACGAUGCCGGUAGCCGGUCCACAGCCGCGUCGCUCUUUCGAGAGGCUCAGGGCAAAGAGGGAGGUCAUGGAGAAGAGACGCCUCGAGGGCAACGCGGGCUUCGAUUCCGCAGAUGAUGAAGACGAAGAGCUCGGCCUUGGGAGCGUGGGGAAGGCAGGUAGCCCCGGGCCAACAUCUUCUCCGACAUCAGGUCAAGCCUCGAAGCAGCAGCACUACCGCAGCAAGUCGGUGCUACCCUCGUCGAAGCUUGGAAUUGAGAUGAUGCGCGCCAAUAGCCACGAAAGCAACCACUUCCCAGAUGGUCCGGGUGCAAUCGAGCUCAGGGUGCAUGGUCUUUCCACACCUGUGAACGAAGCUGACUGCCUGUCUCCACGGUCCGGCAGUACUCUCCAGCCCGCCGGGCCGCAUGCCGAUGGACCAGCUCUGAGCCCGGCUCCGGUGAUCAAGGAGGAAAACGAGGAAGACGAGAAAACGGUCAUCAUCCACACGCCCCCCAGGGUGCAGGCGACAGAACUACCUGCGGGGGACGCAGGUGAGGUCGAAGAGACACCAAGACCGGCCCCUACCAUGGACGACCGAAAAUUCUCGAUUUCCACGCUCAAGGCCCCGUACGAGUCCAAAAGAAUGACAGCACACGAGAACUCUACCAAUGUGGCAGAGCAGGCCACUGAGGGCGGCGGCGGACGAAGGGCGGUUGACGACAGCUGACUAUCCGACCAUUGCGGUGACCGAGAUCAAGCAGCCGGUGUGGUUACACAACCAGCAACUGCCGGCGUCGGCAAGAAUAACACCAACACUUUUUCCUUGCGUCAUUUGAUUUCAAUUGCGAACCUGAAGCUCAGCGCGGCGUUCAAUGGGCCUGGUCAGGUUUGAUUUAAGUGUGUUGGAAAGGAGACCACGGGGACUUCACUUUUGUAAUUCCGAGCGAGCAUUUUCACCUGCUGGAAGACUUUAUGGCAGGCGUGCGUGGUCGGUUUCCAGAAGCGUCCAAGCCGAUCAUUCUAAGCGAGCGGGCUGGUGGCUAGCGGAAGCUAGGCUGACCGAGAGAAGCAACCUUUUACCACACUGAUCCUUUUUCCCCCUACACCCCUUCAGCACCGCCGUCUUUCUUUUGCGAGGGAACAUGGAAUUUCAAAACGCGUGGGCAGUAAUCAAAACAAGGAGUGCAAAAAAGAAGAAAAAAAUCCCGCUGUCCCGGCGGCAUCAUUAUUGUUGUCGUCGUUAUAGUUAGCGUCAGAGGCAUCCGAAGUUGCAAUUGAGGACAACACGAUCACCGGCCCACAGAAGCAUGACGGUUACGCAAUCGGCCUUUUUGACCUAGGCGCUGACCCUUUUUCCUUUGUUUCUCUGUGUAUUUUAGCCUAUCAAGGAAUGUCUGUUCUUGCCGUCACAGCCCGUCAUCCUUGGGGCUGGGAAUAUGGCCUGGCAGCUGUUAGCUUUCUGAGCUUGCUGGGAUAGUCAUUGGGUCAGAUUUCAUAUACUCAUGGCUUUUACCUGGCCGGCUCAAGCAGAGCACGGCUAUAUAUGCGAGCGUUAUGUUAUCUAUACACGUGUGGUCUCAUUUUGGGCAUGAGGCGGCUAGAGUCGAUAGGGAGUUUGAAAGAUGGAUUGGUGACUUGGCCAAAGGGAAAGCGAUGCUAGUGUUGAAUUUGUAUGUACGUUAUGGUGGUGGUAUAGGAAAACGGGACAAAAAGUUGACCGAGUAAAAUAACGAUAAAAAAAGGAAUUGGAUCGACCGGGUAGUGCUAGGUAUAUAGAUAGAUAGUUAGUUAAGUAAUAUAAAUCUAUACUUAACAGAUAGAAUAGGUUUUAAUUAAUAUAUUUCUAUAAGUAUAGAA
Diaporthe batatas is the source of this 7545-nucleotide messenger RNA. RefSeq names its product protein kinase RIM15. The record is from RefSeq and is a predicted model, not a curated record. Gene Ontology annotation, molecular function: ATP binding; protein serine/threonine kinase activity. Gene Ontology annotation, biological process: peptidyl-serine phosphorylation; phosphorelay signal transduction system. Gene Ontology annotation, cellular component: cytoplasm; nucleus. The transcript is spliced from 3 exons. Bases 449 to 6415 code for a protein of 1988 amino acids. Lineage: Eukaryota; Fungi; Ascomycota; Sordariomycetes; Diaporthales; Diaporthaceae.